UGCAGAAGUCGCGGAAGUAAAUCAGCAGUCGAAGUACAGGGGCUUUCGUUCACUUACCGGUGCAAGCAACAGGACGCUCGUUAGGCCGAGGCCUGCAUCGUCCUGGGAACCUGACCUGACCUUGCUCCCAAACUGCAUGCGUCAACGAAGAAUGCGACCCCGCACCUGUUGCUAAUGACCAAACUUGUACCUACUGAUACGACCUAAUGAGGCUGGGCUUCUUGGAACAAUACAGGAAAGGAGGAGUGAUCGAAACGCUAUCUGCAACAAUCAUACCCCAACAACCGGAUCCAAGCACUGUUAUACCCUGCGUAAGCAAGUGCACAGACCCAUCGGCAUCUUCUGGAGCAUUGGAAUCUGUAUCGAUGGAAUCGGAAGAAACGCCGUAUUUGAAGUGCGAUAUUUCGGUUGUGUCCGACGGUAUGUCGUUUAUAAAGCUUUUUUUAUCGCUGAUUAUCCUUUCAGAUGAUGAGCCACCACUUUGGAAACCGCUGAACAUUGUGGAGAUACGCCGUGACAUCAUCCGACAAGCCACUCUCUAUGGCUCAAACUAACACUUUGUUGCGUCACCUCCACCGCGUUCACCCCAUUUUGCCAGCAUAUGGGCGUACACUACUGCGAAUGCCUAGAUUCAGCCAGGAGUGAGUCAUUCACGGUGACCAGUAGGUACACCUGGAGUUGGAGAUAGGCAUUCGACAUGCGCUGCGAACGCAGGAUACCGAGCACCUGGUUUCACUGUCGCUGCAAUUGCACAUAGA
Molecule: messenger RNA, 758 nt
Organism: Dicrocoelium dendriticum
Lineage: Eukaryota; Metazoa; Platyhelminthes; Trematoda; Plagiorchiida; Dicrocoeliidae
Source: the annotation of a GenBank genome assembly